Parasteatoda tepidariorum (common house spider) is the source of this 2337-nucleotide messenger RNA. Lineage: Eukaryota; Metazoa; Arthropoda; Arachnida; Araneae; Theridiidae. The record is from RefSeq and is a predicted model, not a curated record.
UUUUAAUAAAAGUAUUGUUUUGUUUUUCUUUUAAAAGUUGUUUCUUACAUUAUCAGAAGUGGGAUAAACAGGCAACUGUAAUUAAUUUUGAGUUUUGAGUUUGAAAUGGCAUUUUUAUCGCGACUUCGUAAAGAUCAGUUACGUUACGUAGCUAAUGAGUUUUCUGAAGAUGCUUCGUCUACCACUUUGAAAAUCCCUGACUUGAGAAAGUUAAUAUUGAAUAGCGAGAAUUACGAUGAAGAAAUGGUUCGAGGAAUGGUAGAAAAUUUAGUUGAAGACGCCGAGCGCCUUCGUCAAGAAGAGAAAGAAAAAGCCGAGCGCCAACAUGCACAUGCAUUGGAAAAAGAAAAAGCCGAUCGCCAACAUGCAUUGGAAAAAGAAAAAGCCGAUCGCCAACAUGCAUUGGAAAAAGAAAAAGCCGAUCGGGAACAUGAAUUGGAACUCAAGAAGUUAGAUAUUGCUGCUAAAACUUCAGAAGUAGUCGAAACUGAAGUAAUAACAUCGUCGCCAAAAGUUGAUUGGCAGUCACAACUGAGAAAGUUUUCUACGAGUAAUGAGGAUAUCAGCCUUUAUUUAGUACAUUUCGAGAGAGUAAUGAAAAGAGUACAAAUGCCAAGUUCAUUGUGGAUGGCAUGUUUAAUUAACCAGUUACCAAGUGAAAUUGUCCAAAUGAUAAUGAGAGAACCAGAAGAACAGUCAGAAAAUUAUGACUAUGUUAAAUCUCUUUUGCUUAAGUGCUACAGACUAAGUCCUGAAAAAUUUAGACAACUUUUUUAUUCUCAUGAGAAUACUGAUGGAAAGUCAUGGAAAGAAUAUUACCACGAGCUUGAAACGUAUUUUAAUGGGUGGACUGCAGGACUUAAAAUAAGUAGUUUUGAGAGUUUAAAAGACCUGAUCAUCACAGAUCGAAUGAAAGCUCGGGUGCCGCCAGAUAUACGAGAACGUUACUUGGAUCAGUGGACCCAUAUAAUUUCACCUUAUACAUUAGCUGAAAAGGUAGAUGAAUUUAUUGAACUCAAAGAUGUUUUUAAGAAUCAUAUUCAGUAUAAUAAUAAAUAUAGUAACAAUAAGUUUUUGAAAGAAGAAAAUGUCGCCAAAGGUGAACAAACAGAGCCAAGUCGAAGUACAACUAAUAAUCAAACUGUUUGCUACAAUUGUUAUGAUACCGGCCAUUUUGCCCGUGAUUGUGUAAAUCCAAAACGUCCAAAGUUUUGUACUGCCUGCAAAACAGAAGGACAUGGUACAAAGGAAUGUCCAAAGAUAGCGUCUUUCCCAUUAGUCAAUGCAGUUUCGUUUUCACCCAGUUCCAGUAAUAGUACAACGAAGAAUAUUAUCAUAGAAGAAGUAAAUACAAGUGCUCUUAUGGAUACCGCUGCUGAUAUAUCUAUGUUAAAAUAUAGUUUUGCACAAACGCUUAAUAAAAAUAUUCAUAAAAAUAUAGUUACACGAAUUCGGGGUAUUGGAGGUGUAAGGAAGUCACUAGGAAUUAUCAUACUUAAUGUGACUAUAGACAGGGUAAAGCUGAAGGAAGUUCUGUUUUAUGUAGUGACUGAUGAUACAUUUGAAGGCCCGGAUGUUCUCAUCGGGAAGGACAUCAUUGACGCACCCGAGAUAAUAAUGGUUAGAAAUCAAGGCAGGUCCAAGUUAGUUCAUGUGGAAGACCUGGAUUUUUUGCAUGAUUUCCAGAUUAAUGAAAUGCCUGAUAGGGUUGUGUUGAAGACCCUCGAAAAGUUCGUGAUUGAACCGCGUACAGUUCAAUUGGUAACGCAAGAUCUACUACCAACAUCAAAUGACUACGUAAAUCCAACAAAACUGCAAAGAAAUGCCCAAGAAAGUAUUAUCAUUGCACAAGAAAAGAUGAAAAGGAAUUAUGACAAACAUCGAUGUGAUGCAUUUAAGUACAAUAUAGGUGACGUUGUGGUCGUAAGACGAUUACCUGAACAAACUGCCUUAUCUAACACUAAAACCCAAGUUAAGUACAGAGGUCCUUUAACAGUCAUCAAAAUAUUACCAUCCGACACUUAUCAAGUUACUGAUUUACGCGUAGUUGGACAAGGAAGAAGAAGGCAACAUAAUUAUACGACUACCGCCCACGCUUCGCAAAUGAAACUAUUUCAUCUGGUCAACGACGAAGAUCUGUCUGAUGAUGGGGACAAUAUUACUGGAAGUAAGGAAAACUUCAUUGCUUGUGAACCCAUAAACGACAGCAACAGUACAAAUCAAUGCAACGACGAUCCAAAUAAAAAUUUAAGCCAAGAUAACAGUAGACCAAAGAGAUGUAAAAAAGUGCCGCAUUACUUGAUAACUUGUUAUAACUUGGAUUAUAACUUGUUUUGA